Messenger RNA from Ictidomys tridecemlineatus (thirteen-lined ground squirrel), 3589 nucleotides. It is a transcript of the gene Slc12a3, whose product is annotated as solute carrier family 12 member 3. Gene Ontology annotation, cellular component: apical plasma membrane. NCBI's taxonomy places the organism in Eukaryota, Metazoa, Chordata, Mammalia, Rodentia, Sciuridae. The record is from RefSeq and is a predicted model, not a curated record. Gene Ontology annotation, molecular function: sodium:potassium:chloride symporter activity. Gene Ontology annotation, biological process: chloride ion homeostasis; sodium ion homeostasis; chloride transmembrane transport.
CAGACUGCAAAGAGCUGCCCCAGGACUCAGUGGGCGUCCCUGGGUGGCCCCGUCCUGCUGGUCUGGGGCGGGGCCCUGUGUCCAUGGUGGAACGGUGGCCGGGGCGGCAGUGGGCACGUGCUCCACCUCCCACCCUGUCUGGGGACCCUGCUGGCCAGCCGAGGGCGGUUUGAGCCAACCUCCCCGCCCUCUCCCUGCCACGGCCCAGCCUAUAAAGCCACCCCGUUUGUCCUUGCCGACCGUGGACCCCUCCCUGAGACCCAGAGCCACAAUGGCCCAACUGCCCACCAUGGAGACGCCCGGGGACCCUGCUCUGUGCAGAGGGCGCUUCACCAUCAGCACACUCCUGGGGGGCGAUGAGCCCCUGCCACCAGCAGCCUAUGACAGUAGCCACCCCAGCCACCUGACCCAUGGCAGUACCUUCCACAUGCGCACCUUCGGCUACAACACCAUGGAUGCGGUCCCUGCCUAUGAGCACUACGCUGACAGUGCCCUGCCCGGGGAGCCCCGCAAGGUCCGGCCCACACUGGCCGACCUGCACUCCUUCCUCAAGCAGGAGGGCAGCCACCUGCAUGCCCUGGCCUUGGACAGCCGGCCCAGCCACGAGAUGACGGACGGGCUGGUGGAGGACGAGGCCCGCACCAACAGUGACAAGAGCCCCGGGGAGCCCGUGCGCUUCGGCUGGGUCAAGGGCGUGAUGAUCCGCUGCAUGCUCAACAUCUGGGGUGUGAUCCUCUACCUGCGGCUCCCCUGGAUUACAGCGCAGGCGGGCAUUGUGCUGACCUGGGUCAUCAUCCUGCUCUCCGUCAUGGUGACCUCCAUCACAGGCCUCUCCAUCUCGGCCAUCUCCACCAAUGGCAAGGUCAAGUCAGGUGGCACCUACUUCCUCAUCUCCCGGAGUCUGGGCCCUGAGCUGGGGGGCUCCAUCGGCCUCAUCUUCGCCUUCGCCAACGCUGUGGGUGUGGCCAUGCACACGGUGGGCUUCGCAGAGACCGUGCGGGACCUGCUCCAGGAGUACGGCACACCCAUCGUGGACCCCAUCAACGAUAUCCGCAUCAUCGGCGUGGCCACCGUCACCGUGCUGCUGGCCAUCUCCCUGGCUGGCAUGGAGUGGGAGUCCAAGGCCCAGGUGUUGUUCUUCCUUGUCAUUAUGGUCUCCUUUGCCAACUACUUGGUGGGGACCCUGAUACCCCCAUCAGAGGACAAGGCCUCCAAGGGCUUCUUCAGUUACCGGGGGGACAUUUUUGUUCAGAACUUGGUGCCCGACUGGAGGGGCAUCGAUGGCAGCUUCUUCGGGAUGUUCUCCAUCUUCUUCCCCUCGGCCACCGGGAUCCUGGCAGGGGCCAACAUCUCUGGGGACCUCAAGGACCCUGCUGUGGCCAUCCCCAAGGGCACGCUCAUGGCCAUCUUCUGGACCACCGUCUCCUACCUGGCCAUCUCAGCCACCAUCGGCUCCUGUGUGGUGCGUGAUGCCUCCGGGGACCUGAACGACACGGUGACCCCUGGCUCUGGUGCCUGUGAGGGGCUGGCCUGCGGCUACGGCUGGAACUUCACCCAGUGCGCCCAGCAGCACAGCUGCCACUACGGCCUCAUCAACUACUAUCAGACCAUGAGCAUGGUGUCGGGCUUCGCGCCCCUGAUCACCGCCGGCAUCUUCGGGGCCACCCUGUCCUCUGCCCUGGCCUGCCUGGUCUCUGCUGCCAAGGUCUUCCAGUGCCUGUGCGAGGACCAGCUCUACCCACUGAUCGGCUUCUUUGGCAAAGGCUACGGCAAGAACAAGGAGCCCGUGCGCGGCUACCUGCUGGCCUAUGCCAUCGCAGUGGCCUUCAUCAUCAUUGCCGAGCUCAACACCAUCGCGCCCAUCAUUUCCAACUUCUUCCUGUGCUCCUACGCCCUCAUCAACUUCAGCUGCUUCCACGCCUCCAUCACCAACUCACCGGGGUGGAGACCCUCGUUCCAAUACUACAGCAAGUGGACAGCGCUGUUCGGAGCAGUGGUCUCCGUGGUCAUCAUGUUCCUGCUCACCUGGUGGGCAGCCCUCAUCGCCAUCGGCGUGGUCCUCUUCCUCCUGCUCUACGUCAUCUACAAAAAGCCAGAGGUCAACUGGGGCUCCUCCGUGCAGGCGGGCUCCUACAACCUGGCCCUCAGCUACUCUGUGGGCCUCAACGAGGUGGAGGACCACAUCAAGAACUACCGCCCCCAGUGCUUGGUGCUCACUGGUCCCCCCAACUUCCGCCCGGCCCUGGUGGACUUUGUGGGCACCUUUACCCAGAACCUGAGCCUAAUGAUCUGUGGCCAUGUGCUCAUCGGACCCCGAAAGCAGAGGAUGCCCGAGCUGCGGCUCAUUGCCCAGGGGCACACCAAGUGGCUGAACAAGAGGAAGAUCAAGGCCUUCUACUCUGACGUCAUCGCCGAGGACCUCCGCAGCGGUGUGCAGAUUCUUAUGCAGGCUGCAGGUCUGGGGAGAAUGAAGCCCAACAUCCUGGUGGUCGGAUACAAGAAGAACUGGCAGUCUGCUCACCCAGCCACGGUGGAAGACUAUAUCGACAUCCUACACGAUGCCUUUGAUUUCAACUACGGCGUGUGUGUCUUGAGGAUGCGCGAGGGGCUGAACAUCUCCGAGACCAUGCAGGCUCACGUUAAUCCUGUGUUUGACCCGGCGGAGGACAGCAAGGGCACCAGCGCCCGCGAGGCCAGGCCAUCUGUGUCAGGCACACUGGACCCUGAGGCCCUGGUGCGGGAGGAGCAGGCCAGCACCAUCUUCCAGUCCGAGCAGGGCAAGAAGACUGUGGACAUCUACUGGCUCUUUGAUGAUGGAGGCCUCACCCUCCUCAUCCCCUAUCUCCUUCGACGCAAGAAGAGGUGGAGCAAAUGCAAGAUCCGGGUGUUCGUUGGGGGCCAGGUCAACAGGAUGGACCAGGAGAGGAAGGCGAUCAUUUCUCUGUUGAGCAAGUUCCGACUGGGAUUUCAUGAAGUUCAUGUCCUUCCUGACAUCAAUCAGAAGCCGCGGGCGGAGCACACCAAGCGCUUUGAGGACAUGAUUGCGCCCUUCCGCCUGAACGAUGGCUUCAAGGACGAGGCCACCGUGGCCGAGAUGAGGCGGGACUGCCCGUGGAAGAUCUCAGAUGAGGAGGUCAACAAGAACAGGAUCAAGUCCCUUCGGCAGGUGAGACUGAAUGAGAUCCUGCUGGACUACUCCCGGGAGGCGGCCCUGGUGGUCAUCACCUUGCCCAUAGGAAGGAAGGGGAAGUGCCCCAGCUCGCUGUACAUGGCCUGGCUGGAGACCCUGUCCCAGGAUCUCAGGCCUCCCGUCGUCCUGAUCCGGGGAAACCAGGAAAACGUGCUCACCUUCUACUGCCAGUAACUCCACGCUUGGCCAUGCGCCCGUGUUAAGUCCUAGCAUCUGAUGAUCCGACUGUAGAAGGUGGAAGAUUUCCAAACUGAGGCUGGACCCCACUUCCCCUGGGCAUGUCCUCGGAGCCUCCUUUUCACAGACUGGAGAAGCAGCAGCUGGAGUUGUAUGGAAAAUUCCUUGGAAGAUCCUAUCUCUUUAAAAAAUUGUCUUUUGAUCUUUAUGAUCCUUAAUUAA